Messenger RNA from Parnassius apollo (apollo), 654 nucleotides. Lineage: Eukaryota; Metazoa; Arthropoda; Insecta; Lepidoptera; Papilionidae. The record is from the annotation of a GenBank genome assembly.
AUGGUGCUCUUUUUCACCCUGCUAUACCUGUUUAUUUUAUCAAACACUGAGGCGAAAAAUAAAAGCAAAACAUGUAAUGAUUUUCAAGCCAAUUUUACGAUUAAAGAUGUGAUCGGUCCGUGGAAUGUAGUAGCCAUUAUACCCGAAAAGCUGUUUCCCGACAAUCAGAAAAAAGUUAUUUGCUAUAAAGUGGAAUUCAGUGAAACUGAUACGGCUGGAUUAAGAUGGCUGGUAAACAACACCUCGGAAAACGCAUCGAAAACAGAUAAGAUUAGUGAUAUAAAGGGGACUAUCAUACGACAGAGGUAUCAUUCUGAACGUCCGUUUGAUGUUUGGUCUAGAUCAAUCGAAGGAGUCAAUGGAUGCUUUCAGCAGGUUAUGUCUUUGGAUGCGGAUAAAAGUGAUCUGAGCAAAGCCAUCACCCAUGACGACAUGAUGCAGCUUCAUUUGGUAGAGACAAACGAUAAAAAUGGACCGUUUUUAUUGCAAAUGCUUUGGGGAAAAAUGAUUUCCGUAGUCAUUUACAGACAACGUGAGGGUGUGACCCAAGAUGAAUUGAAGCCUGUAUUUGAGCUGAUGAGCAAACUACGUGGACCGCAGAGAAUACCUAGAAUCUGUGAUCAACCUCAUCGUGAUAUCUUAAAACAUAUCUGA